AUGGAAGUUGCAUAUCGCAUUCGGUUGACAGUCUCAUUGAAUGUGACUCGGUUUCUCUUAAAGCAAGGAUUAUCUUUUCGUGGACAUGAUGAGUCAAGUAGUUCUUCAAAUCGAGGUAAUUUUAUUGAGUUGCUUCUAUGGUUUAGUGAACUUAACGAUGAUGUAUCCAAAACUUUGUUUGCAAAUGCUCAUUCUAACAAUCAAAUUAAUUCACCACGAAUUCAAAAGGAAUUAGCAAACGCUUGUGCUUCAGAGGUCACACUUGCUAUAGUUAAUGAUAUUGGAGAUAAAGUUUUCACUCUUUUGGUUGAUGAGGCUCGAGACGUUUCAGUGAAUGAGCAGAUGGGAGUUGUUUUAAGAUAUGUGAAUAAUGAAGGAUAUGUGAUUGAGCGAUUUAUUGGAAUCGUGCAUGUAACUAACACUUCCUCUCAUAAUUUGAAAUGUGCUAUUGAUGAUUUAUUGGUGAAGCAUAAUUUAUCUCUAUCUAAAGUGAGAGAGCAAGGAUACGAUGGAGCUUCUAACACGAGGGGCGAGUUUAAUGGGUUGAAAUCCUUAAUAUUGCAAGACAAUCCAUAUGCCGUCUAUGUCUCCAUGAUUGUGAAUAUGGUCGGGGUAUCUUGUAAGAGAAAAGACCAGCUUAGGCAGUUACAACAUGACAGAUUAGUUGAACAACUUAAUGAUGGAGAAGUCAUAAGUGGAAGAGGUAAAAAUCAAGAAACUAGUUUGGUAAGGCCUGGAGACACUCGUUGGGGCUCACAUUACUUUACAUUGCUUCGCCUAUGCUCUAUGUGGUCUUCGGUUGAGAAAGUGUUGGAAGUUGUACGUGACGAUGCUACUCUCCGUGAUAACAGAAGUACCACUGAAGGAUUAAUUGAAAGGAUGGAUAACUAUGAGUUUGUUUUCACUUUGCAUUUGAUGAAACAUUUAUUGAGAAUAACCAAUGAAUUAUCCAUUGCCUUGCAAAAGAAAGAUCAAAAUAUUAUUCAAGUCAUAUCAUUGAUUCAAAGUGUGAAACAUCAGUUGCAAAGUUUUAGAGAGUAUGGAUGGGAAGACAUACAUGAUCAAGCAACAAAGUUUUGUGAAUUGCAUAAUAUUUCACAAGUUGAUAUGGAUGAAAUUAUACCACGCCGUGGUUAUAAGAAGUAUGGAGCAGAGUUCAUCACGAAUUUGCAACAUUAUCGUGUAGAGAUUUUUAAUCAGGUGGUUGAUUUAACUAUACAAGAGAUGGAUAAUCGAUUUUCUGAAGCUAGCACCGAGUUGCUAGGAUGCAUUUCAUGUCAUGAUCCAAUAAAUUCUUUCUCUCGAUUCAAUGAUGAUCAAGUAAUCUGUCUUGCUACAUUAUAUCACGAGGACUUCUCUGCAAAUGAUUGUUCACGUCUUCCACUUCAACUUAGUAAUUUUAUUGCUAAUGUACGAUGUGAUCCUCAAUUUGCUGCCUUAAGCAACUUAGGAGAUGUUGCUACGGAAAUGGUCAAAAGUGGUAAGCAUUUGGUUUUUCCGUUGGUUUAUCAGAUUAUUGAGUUGACAUUGGUUUUAGCAACAUAUCGGAUUAUUGAGUUGACAUUGGUUUUACCUAUUGCUACUGCUUCUGUUGAGAGAGCAUUUUCUGCAAUGAAGACUAUCAAGACCGACUUGCCGAAUCGGAUGGGAGAUGAGUGGAUGAAUGAUAGUUUAAUUGUGUACAUUGAGAAGGACCUGUUUUCAACAAUUGAUAACAAAAAAAUCUUGCAACGUUUUCAAUCGAUGAGAACACGUAGAAUUCAAUUGCCACCGCUUUAG
Salvia splendens (bonfire salvia) is the source of this 1779-nucleotide messenger RNA. RefSeq names its product zinc finger MYM-type protein 1-like. Lineage: Eukaryota; Viridiplantae; Streptophyta; Magnoliopsida; Lamiales; Lamiaceae. The coding region runs from base 1 to 1779 and encodes 592 amino acids. The record is from RefSeq and is a predicted model, not a curated record. The transcript has 3 exons.